AUGAUGGACGAAUGGCAGCCGAACCGACCGACGACGGUCUCCCGAAUGACGGCCGCUUAUCGUGGGGCCUCAGGGGCGAGGCUCCACCAACCCACUGCCAACCCCGUUGCAGCCGCGGCGUCGUCGGGAAAAACCGCUGGCCGUCUGCCAGUAAAACCAAAACUGACAGCGCGUCCUCCUCCUCCCAUCGCCGCCGCCGCCGCCGUCUCUGAUAACCGUGAUGGUUUUUGAAGUGAAAAGAGACGCCGUGACGUAUGCACUUUGGUGGAAAAUGUGGAUGAGAAGGAGAUUGGCGAGGAUUUUUGAGAUUCGAGAGCUUAUCAGGGGCUGGCAGGUGGACUUCUGAUAAAGGAUGCUCUUUUUCCAAAUGUGGGCUCAAAACGGAGAAGGAGGUCUGGGAGAGAAAACAAAAUAAAAACAACCCUUCCAAGCAGUACAGACUCUCUGGGAAGUCCUGAAACUUCAUCCAUUCUCAAAAAUACUUCCAGAAAAAAGGUUUUUUGAGAUUUUCUUUCAUUCGGAGGGGCCGACAUUUCAACAUAAAGUGGUCAACAUUUUUUUCUUGAUGUUUUGAGCACGGAUUUAUUUGCACCGUCAAGUUCUUCAUGUAAUGGUUUUGUCUCUAUUCGAAUUCUCUGGUUAGGUUGAACCUUUCAGAUCUGUUGCAGAGUACUGGAAAUCGAGCUGCCAAUCCGGAAUUGGACCGAAAGGGGUAUAGUUCAUUCAAGUAUGUCUUGAGAUUAAGACGGGUCUCUAAGCAAAAAGGCUUUCAAAAUAGUUAUUGAAGAAUAGCUAACUCUUGCGGGCUAACUAUCUGCUCUUAGUCAACCAGGAAAAGCUGGAAUAGAAAUCGAAGAUACACGGAAAGCCUGUGUUUUUCACCUACCAGUUUUUUUGGCGCUCCGCCAGCCCAAAACCGAGAAACUCGGCUUGUUUGCCGGCCCCGCACUUGGUUUUCGCGUGUGACGAGAGUCGGGCGACAAGCCACUCGAGCCCACACGUAUCAGGAUUCAAGCAGCGGUUCCCACGACCUCUGCUCCACUCUUUUCUUCCUAACUUCUAUUUUUCUUCAUUUUCGAAAAACAAAUCGAAAAGAUCAAUUUACCCUCCAAAGAUCCCAGCUUCAAGAACACUGGAAAUCUCUUCCCGCUGUGAGAACUUCUUUUUUAAAUUUCGCCGAUGCGUUCAAAAGUCCUGCUUUGAGAAGGCUUCUUUCAAAAAAACAGCUUUUAGCACUUCACUUGGCUUCAAAUCGGUGAAAAGUUAAGAAACUUUUUUUCAAAAUAGAAGAAAUUACUUUCUCUUUGAAAAAUUUUUAAAAAUAGGCUUUUUUUCCAAGCUGUUCGCAGACCUUUAUUCCAAAAACAAAAAAACUUUUAUCUGUCAAAUUUGGAACUUUUUAGCUAUACAUCUCCGAAUAUCAAGUUUUUUUUGCUGCAGGGAAAUGCAAUUAAAAUAAUUGAAUCCCGCAAACAACUUUCUUGAGAAAAGCUGCACCGAAACAGGAAGAUAUAUCCGAUUCUGAAAAAGUAGAAUUCCUCCUAUCGUUUUUUUCCUUCUUCUCCUGCAAGCAAUUUAGUUGAAAUUCGUCCCGAAAAUUUUUCCGAGGCUCUUCCAAAAAAAGUUUCAUUUCGGUUUUUGCACGUACGGGAUACAUUUAACUGGACUUUGGACGCUUUGCUUCAAAUUUUAAAAGGAAUUCUAGUGAAGUUUCCUUUUUUCAAACUGAGUGACUAAAACAAACAGGAUUCAAUUGAAAUUUAAACUUUUUGAAGUGGCAAAAACCAUAAUCUUUCAAAUAAGCUAAUGAUUUAUUUAUUAAAAAUCAAUGAUAGAAACCCCGACGUCAUGCGUUUAGUGUCCCGAUGCACUACUGAUUCGAUUAUAUAUUAAAAAAGGGCCAGAAAAAAGACACUGAGUCGCAAGGAGCCACCGGAAACGGUGGAAAUUAACUCAGUCUCUGGAAUCUUCGAGAAUAUCCUUUUUCGUCGCCUCCCAAGAUGGAAUACGUGACAUUUUUCCGGAGUUUUGGGUCCAAAGGUUCAUUUUGUAAUGAGAAAAAAAAACCACUAAACCCAAUCUCUUUGUUCUCAAUGGAAUAAAAAAUUACUACGAAAACAGUCCAUAAUUUAUUUGCUUUUUUCAGCACCGGUACUCAGGAACAAGGAGAAUAACACUUCAAACAAAAAACGGUAGGAAGAAGUCAAGAUGUUUCAUAAUCUAUGCGAUAUAAAUCCUCAAUGCGUUCCAAUGCAGAACGAGGAGCUUGAUUUACUAGAACCAAACUUCUUCUCUAGGGUGUCAUCUCGGAGGGAAAACAGCAAAAGAGCGACUUUCUAAUGGGACAAGAGUUCCAUAGGAAGCAUUUUAACCACUCGUAUUGAAGUAUAGUUUCAACUAACAGCGGUUCAAAGCUUGGUAAGAAUUAAUUCGAGCUUUUUUAUUGUCAUAAUAAGAUAUUUGUAAAUGAAUUAGCGACAGAAAUCUGGAUGAAGCCAUGAAAAGAAAAAAAAAUCGGUCGAUUCGAAAAAUAAUACAAAUGUGCUCCACAGGAAAGGGCUUUUUACUGCAGACGUUCGUUCAUUUUUCUUUCAAUCGAAGUUUGCAAAUUAACUGUAACUCGCUUGUGCCAUCGUUGAUGUAGUCCGCCGAAAUUCGAAAUUAACUCUGAUCCUGCUAAUAUUUAGUUGUCUUAACCCUCUUACGGUCGUUUUAAAUUUUGAUGACAUACUUCGAGCACGUGUCGCGAGUACGGUUAUUUUUGGCUGUUAAACUUUUGCAUUAUGUUGGUAGAAUAAUUCUAACUCUCUUUUUUUCCUUUUUCAAAACUAUUUUCAGUUUCGUUAAGACUUUUUUCUCAAUAUUCGAAUGGUUCAGAAAGAUUGAUCUUUCCGAACUUUUCCCCAAUAGCCCUUGCCCAAUGAACACGUGAUUCAAGGAGGGCCAUCUAAUUGACAUUGUUAGCCAGAGCGGAUUCGUGCCUUUCCCCGCAGAAACACUCAUUUCCGUCCAACUCUUUUUUUGGUUGAACAAAAAAAAACUUUUUCUCAUUGACGUUUUUUUUGAGCUUUCCUGAAGUAGCCCUACUAAAUAUGCUUGUUUAUUUGCUAGUGAACUUUCGACUGGCUGUUAUCCGAGAAUGUCGAGUAUUCUGCUCUGAGUGCUCGAUGUCUUUUGAUUCUUAGCUCUCAGACACUCUCACAAGAAGAAAAUUGCUUGUUAAAGUCAGCAUCUAAGAGUGUUCCUCAGAAAAUUUGUCCGUUUUGAAGUUUUAAUAAGUUUGAGGUGAAUUUUUUUUAAAAUUUUUUUUCUAACGUCUAACCGGAGAAAACAUUCAUUUUGUUUUGAUGUUCCCACAAAGCUCAACCUGAAAUCACCGCGGGUUUUAGGGAAAUGCUUUUUUUUGUCUUUGGGCCACUGAACUCUCUCUUAAAACUUUCUUUCUUUCUCACUUCCUAUCUUCAGAAAGAAAAAUAAAGAAAUAAGGAAAAAAAAACUGAAAAUAGCUCUUUUUUCUGAUAAAUGUAUUUUUUCCGCUUUUGGUCAUCAUUAAUUUGUUUAUUUUCCAGGAAGACGCUUUUUUGCUUAUUCGCAGUAUCAAUAUUUUGAUCGAUUUUUCUUUGUUUUUUUACUUUAUUUUUACUUUCAGUUCUGGUCCCUUUCGAGUGGCAGAUCAAUCUCAUAUGCAGUGAAGCGAUAAAAAGGGGGAUUUUUUCAGGUAAUUUUAUUUUUAGAUUUCAGUCUUGAAUUUUUUUCCUUAGAUGGAUACUUUAAAAAAAAGAAUCGAAUUUUUUUUUCGCAAAAGUAAAGCUUCAGGAAAAUAAAAGUGUUUUUUUUUUAAUGGAAAAAUUUUUCUCUAGAUCGAUCCACUUGAAAAUCUUUUUCUUUUUGAUCAAAUAAAAAAAAUAAAAUGAAAGUUCUAUUUUAAGCGACAUUCCUGAUAUGGAUAGGCACUAAAUUGGGUGAGAAAAAAAAACAAAGUAGGCGGAGCGAGAGGGGCAGCAGUUGCAGCAGGGAGGAGGAGCGUGAGCGGAGUCGGAACGGGAGUUGGCGCCACCUUCUGCGCCGCGGCUGAAGACGUCCGGAUGGACGAACUGCUGAUCUACGCAAUCGCCGAGCUCCUGCUCUCCAUCCACAUCUCCUUCUCCAACCUCCUCGUCCUCUGGGUUUACGUCAGGUACAGUUUUUGGGAUAGUCGUUUGAGAUCCAGGCUUGUGGGCUGUGCGGCCCGGGCUUUGGGUCUCAUUUUUAAGAAAAAGUUAGCGCGGGCUUGGGCCAAGCUGGGCUUCGAGAAAUAUUUUGGUUUUAUAAUACACAUUUUCCCCGAGUGAUUUUUUUUACUUGUUUAUUCAUAGUUUCUGUUAAACUCAGAGUGAAAAAUGUGCAGAAACGUUACUUUUGUCUUAAAAUAACCUUGAAGUUUCGACUUGAAGAAAGUUUGAGCUUUUUUGACCGCGUCGGUCAUUUUUGCUUGAGGCCUCCCUAAGGUUGGGCCAACCCUCGCACAAGUCUGGGGAGAACUAAGAAAAAAAUGGAUGUUCUCAGCAGGGUUCAUUUUUAGUUGGCAGAUAGAGACCUCGUGAUAACUGAAAGUCUCUUGUCUUUUUGAACUCGAGAAAAUUCUAAAAGCCCUCUGAGUCACGCUUUGAUUUGCUGAUCGAAGAUAGUGACUGUUCCAACUUUCAUUACUUCCUUUUUUCCAAUAACGAUUCAAAUUCCGCACUGUAAGGCUGGCGACCUUCGAGACUUUCUCUCGAAAAAUAGGAAGUGUUUGCCGAUUGAUACCUUUUAAUUCCUUCCUAUUUACUCUUUGCCUAACUAUAAUCGAACGUACCAGGUAAUCUUUAGAAGAAAAAAUUUAAAAAACCAGCUUAUGUUGAACAAUUUGAAAAUUUUAAUGUUUCAGCAAAAAAAUAAAUAAUAAGAGAACUUAAGAAUCGUAGAUUAAUGAACAGGAUUGCAGGAAAACAUGGCCUUUUUAGUCAUGAAUUUAAGGUGAUGGAUGAGGAGAAAAAUGAAAUGAAAAACAGUCAAUUCGAAAAAAGGCCAUACCAUAGCGGAUCAAUAACCAAUUUUGAGGAAACGAGGUCUUCCAGUAACUUCGAAAUUAAUUGAGAAGUAUAAAUAUAUAUAAAAAAAUGUUCAAAUCGGAUUUCACUUUAAAUAAUGUCUCAAUACAUUUAUAGUUUGCUCAAACCCAAGGAAACUUCAAUUUAAAAAAAGGUUGUUGACUAUAGCCAAAAAUUUAUAUAACUAAUUAGUCUUUCCUCCUUCUCUUUUCCUACGAAUGAAUGUCAGUAGUAAAUCUAAUAAAACAACAUGACGCAGUUUCUCAUAAUAUUAAUCGGAAGAAGUGUUUGAAAAAAAAAGAGCGCGGGAAAAACAUUUUAGGAUGGGUACCGAAUAUGGCCGCAGGGCUUUCUGGUACCGAGAACACUUCCUUCCUGUUUAUCCAUUUCUUUUUCAGAACCAAACAUGUUCGAACCGUCACCAACACGUAUAUUUUCUCCUUGGCCCUCACUGAUUUUCUCGCAGGUUUUGUUUUUGCGUUUUUCAUCUAUUCUUGUUCUGUGUGAUAUCAGUUUGUACAUGGAUACUUUUCAUUCUAGCAAAAUGAUCCAAAUAAAAGAAGUAUUGGAGUAAAAAAAUAAAGACUGUACAGAUUUUUUUGUUUUUUUCCUCUUUCAAUUAAUUUCUUCGCGACGAAAUUUUUUUAUUUUAAUCAAGUUUUUUUAAUUCUGAAAAAUCAUCAUGACUUCUUUCCGAUUUGAAAUCUUGAUGCUUUCAAACUUGAAAAAGGUACUUUUUUUAAAAAAAUAAAUCUCCAGGACAGUAAAUAGUCACAUAUUCAUUUUUAAUUUUUUUCGAUGUUUCGAAGUAUUUGGCCUAAUGCCAGGUCUUGCAAAAUGUCAAUAUUUUUUUGUUUUCGGAAUGAUCACUAGUUGAAGUUUUUUUUAAUAUAAACUUCCAAAACGCACCUUUACAAUUGAAUAUAAGAAAAGCCCAUUUUCAAGUAUUACUCAAAGUAUUUCUAAAAUGAUCUCAACUUAAAUUCGAUAAAUCCUUCGUUCCGACCAUUUGAUAACGUCAAAAUUUUUGAAAUACAAUUGAAACUAUUCCAAAACAGCAAUUUAUUUUUGAGGAGCUCUCGGCAUUCCCCUGACGGUUCUCUCGGUGCUGACGCGACGGCCUCACUCCUUCUACGGAUGUCUUUUCGUCCACCUGAUCCUGUGCAUUUUGUGCACAAUCAGCACCUUCCACAUGUUGGCCAUCGCCAUCGACAAAUACACGACAAUUUGCUGCCGAGAUCAGAUUUUUCGGUCAAGGUUAUUUUCUUAUUUUGUUAUUUAUGUGUGGAGAAAGUUUCAAUAUUGAUUAUAUUCAAUUUGGAAAUUCAAUGAAUUUCUGUGACUAUGAAAAUUGCUUUUCAAAAAUCCCCGCUCUUUAUUUUCGCGUAUGGUCAGCAAAAAAUAUUCAUUAUGCAGUUUAGUUAUAAAAUUUUUCCUAGAAAGCUUCAAAGUGACAGAAAAAGCUUUUCGUAACUAUUUUCGUACCGCGUCUUUUUGACGGCUUCAGACACAAAAAACUGCCGAUUAGCGAGAGCUCUUCUUUCUGAACACUAUUUCUUAAAUCUUGUCAGGAGGUGUUAUGAGCAACUCACCGAUUUCUUAGAUGUAUCAACUAUUUUUUUAUUAAAGGAACAGUUAUUAGGGAUUUUUGAAAAGUAACUUUCCCAUUCACCGACAAUUUCCUGCGUUUUUUUCUUUUUCGGAACAGAAAGUCCAAAAUUCCUUUCUUUUGUUCUCGUUUGUAGUGCGACUGCGGAAUAUCCCGUAAGGAAAUCCAUUGAAUUUCGUACAAUCCAACACGAAAAAAAGAAGAGUAAUUAAUCUAGUAUUUUCUCUUGUUUUUUGUUCCUUUUUUGGGUCGGCAUGGCCCGUCUGGCGAAAACGCAAUUUUCCUACGUUUAUUUGAUUUUUCGGGCUCUUCCACGUUGUCUCAAUCAGAUUUUAUGCACUCAAAUUAAGCAAGAGGGAAUUUUUUGUUUUUCUAGGGUUUUAAUGUCUCGUUCAGAAAAAGGUAGUUCAAAGAACCUUGCUAUUUUCGAAAAUUUUCUGAAAUUUUACCUUGAAAGUUUUCAUGCUCUUUUUUUUUGAGAACAUCACGUUCAAAGUGCUAGUUUAUUUCACAGAAACGUCAAUACUUUAUUCUCGAAAAAAUAGAAGUCGUUUCACGUUCAUUCGGCUUUCAUAAUUUUAUAUAAUAGAUUAAACAUUUCUAGCUAAAUUCCAGAAAUUUCUCGUGACACCUAGGUUUGCAAGAAACUUGUUGUGAAAAUAGUAGUUUUGAGCUCACUGCGCGACGGGUUUCGAGUUUAAACCGAUUGUGGCAGGUCCGGAAAGGUCCAAUUAGCCGCGAUUCAUCAACCUAUGCGACAUUUCCGCCGCAUCCCGUGCGUCCCGUGAUAUUUCUGAUUGGAUAUGAAGUGGAUGAAUCAGGAUCCCUAUUGAUAUCUUAGGAUUCUGAGGGGAAUUGUGAAACAAAAACUGAACGUCGGUGGAAUCAAAUUUUCAAACAACUUUCCACGGUUCAACAGAAGGGGCGAGAAUAUAUUGUUCCAACGCAAGCUUGAAAUAUCAAGUUUUUCGAAAAUUCCAUCAGUGAUGUUUUAAAACAAAAUUGCGCAUUUUCGCGGAAAAUAGUUAAUAGAAGAAUCAAUUUUUGCCUGACCUUCUAUGGUUGAUCGCAAAAAAGCUUCAAAAGUAUCAAAAUUAUGAGAGAAAACGUUUUUUUUCUUUUCUACCCAGUUUGAACAUUUUUGCGGCUGAGUUUCUUUGUUUUUAUUGGGUGAUUGCUCGCUCUGACCUAAAAAUAUUAAUCAAUAAUUUGAUUUAUUUUGAAAUCGAAUUUGUUUUUUUAAAUAUUUUUUUCUUCAAUCGAAUUCCAUACGAACAAAUGUAGUAAUUUUUUUAUCGCCUCAGGCACAAAAAUGAAAAAUGAAAAAUUUCGGUUUAAAAAGCAUCCGAAAUUCACUAGAAUUUUGAAUUUUUUUCACGAGAAAGUAUUGAAUGAUUAGGAACUUCUCUACGGCCAUUUAUUCUUUUUUACAAGUAUAUGGAUUUAUUUUUUUUUUUCGCGUUUUGUAAUCUUCAAUGAAAGUGGAAGGAAUAAGAGCGUCAUCGAGCUUUUUCGAGACUUUUCGGUCAAGAAUCUGAUGGGAAUCACAUUAGAACACUCGAUUCUUUUUUUCUAUUUCGGGUGCGACGCCUCGUUUUUUGCUCAGUCCUGACCGCUAGACUCGGCAUCUAAUUCUGCUUUGAGGGACGAAUUUCCGGCCCAAGGUACUCUUCAGACCUACAAUGAUUCCUUUGCAGACGUAGCAAGGCGGUUUGGCUGCUGGCCGCUUCCUGGUUCUUCGGCUCCCUCAUCGCCAUCCUUCCGCUCUUCAACGCGUUUGGCUUCGCCGAGUUCGUUUUUUUAUGUGGAGAGCUCAAUAAUGAACGAACUCAACAAAAAAAACCUCUUUCCCGUAGAGCACAUUUGUGCAAUUUUUAAUCGAUUGAUCUUUUUUUCUUUUUUUUUUCAUAGCUCUAACCGGAUUUCUGUCGUUGAUUUAUUUACAGCUAUCUUUCUACAAUUAAAAAGCUCGAAUUAAGUCUGAGCAAGCUUUGAAUCGAGAGAUCUGUUAGUAAAAAAAAAACAAAUGUGAUACCAAAAAUCUACUUGAUUUUAAAAGCUAGUCUAUUAACUAAAAAUCUGGUGUUUUUUGUGAUCAACAAAAUUUUUUUCAAAGCUAACUACAAAAAAGGUCUGUGCUACUUAGGCUACAAACCCGUUUCAAGGGAAAACAGAAAACCUCUUGCCUUCCCAUUCUCCAUUUUCUCACUCACGCAUUAGUUUGUUGUUUUAUAUGUUUACUACUAGCGCUCACGUGGUUUUCCCAAUCAUUUUUUAUUCUCCGCUUGCAUUUUUCUGAGAUUUAUGAAGUUGGCAGCGGAGGGAAGUGAAUUAAUUAGUUUUAUCGCGAUUGUUGGUCUUUUUUCGAGUUCCUUUGAUUCCAGAGGUCUUUUUUUCCCGUUUUGAAGUUUGGUCUUUUGCACCAAAGAGGUUUUUUUUAUUAAAAAAAAUUCUUUUUGGUUGGAGACGUGGAAUUUUCUAAUUUUUUCAAAUCCCUGAACUUUCUCACGUAGGAAAGGGCGAAUGCAUCAUAAAGUGCUAUUCCAUUCGAAUGUUCAUUUUGCAGCACGGCAACUUAUGAUGCGAAAGGAGACGGCGAGUGUCACUUCACCAAAGUCGUCGACUAUCGGUACCUCGUCUACGUCAUCUUUUUUGGUACGAUCCUCACUCCGACGGCUCUCAUCGUCUUCCUCUACACCAGUAUCUACAGCAGGAUCCGCAAGGAGGAGAAACAGGUGAGGAUUUCACAGAUCUUGUUCGAAAAUUGUUCAUUUUUCCUCAUCUGUUUUUUAUAACUGCUAGUUUGAGAAUUUAUUAGUUUCCUAUUUCACAGCUGAUAGCUAUAGUUGUAUGUUCAGAUUUUGAAUGUAAAGCAACAAACUCCGCCCCGAACAAAGCUCUUUAGAUGGCUCGCUCUAUGAUUGGUUUGAUCUAACUAUGAGGGGCGGAGUUUGAGCGAUGACUUGACAUUCGAAAUCUGAACAGAAUGUAUUUUUCGUAAAAACUUAGUAAAAGAAUAGGAAAAAAAAAAAUUAUUAUCACUUUUUCAGUUCGAACUUAAUCAAUAAAUUACCGGUCUAACUUAAUACCUUCUGAAGGUGAAGUGCCUUCUACGACAAUCGGAGCGUGAAAAGCGGAUGCAAGGCCGUCGGAAGCUGAUACGGAUCCUGUUGAUCUUGGUCGUCUCCUACGGAAUUUGCUGGUUUCGAACAACUUUUGACCCUUAAAACUCAUUUUCUCCGUGUCAGGUACCCGCUGUACGUCAUCAACACCAUCGACUACUUCUGGCCGCAGUUUUCCAUCAAUCGCUGGACUCUUUGGACGGUCGUCAUGUCGCAUUUCUCAUGUGCCCUCAAUCCACUGAUCUACGCCUAUGGGAUGCCUGGAUUCAAAAAGGUAACCGGCUUCUAUUAUUAUUAUUUUUGUGCUUCGGGCUAAAUUGAGAAGGAUCUCUGAAAAAUCUGUUUUCCCUUCUGGUUAACUGUUUUCAGGCGCUCCGAGCGUUUUUCAACGUCCAGACCGACGGAAACAUGACUUGCGGAAACUACUCGUGCUACAUGCGGUCGACCCUCAACCACAAGCAGCAGUACAGAGCGGCGAGCGCCAAGACGUCGCAGUGCCCGACCACGUUCAGCGCCGCCGCCAUCCGCAAGAUCAGCGCUCCGGCUCCCUUGAUGCGGCACACGUUGGAAAAUCGUCGCAAAACUAUCGCUCAAGUCACCUAA
Messenger RNA from Caenorhabditis auriculariae, 10403 nucleotides. Lineage: Eukaryota; Metazoa; Nematoda; Chromadorea; Rhabditida; Rhabditidae. The record is from the annotation of a GenBank genome assembly.